This is a messenger RNA of Hirundo rustica (Barn swallow), 5843 nucleotides long. RefSeq names its product AT-hook transcription factor (gene AKNA). Lineage: Eukaryota; Metazoa; Chordata; Aves; Passeriformes; Hirundinidae. Gene Ontology annotation, cellular component: centrosome. Gene Ontology annotation, biological process: neuroblast division in subventricular zone; epithelial to mesenchymal transition; neuroblast delamination. The record is from RefSeq and is a predicted model, not a curated record.
GCCGGGGCUGGAUCGGGACCGGGACCGGGAUCGGGACCGGGAUCGGGAUCGGGAUCAGAACCGGGACUGGGAUCGGGAUCAGGACCGGAGCCCCAGCGCCGGCCGAGGGGCCCGGGCCGGGCUCUCCCUACAGGACGCGGCGGCGAUGCUGUGACCUACAUUCGCGGCAAGGAGGUCCCCAGCCCGCCGCCACCGCCGCCGGGCCAUGAAGCGACACAAGUGACGGGGCCGGCGGCCAUGGGCAGCCCGGCACCAUGGCUGCGCUGGACACAAACACAGCUGACGCGCUGGCGGGGCGAGGACGAGGAGGAGGAGGAGGAAGACGACGACUUUGAAAGGCGGAUGGACGAGGAUGGGGUCAUCGGCCUGGGGGGGGAGGGUGCCAGGAGCCCACCGUGGGGUGACAGCGAGGAGCUGGAGGAGGGGUCCCCGGCAGAGGAGGGGCGCUGGCACCCGCGGCGGGACCCGGCCGAGGAGGAUGAGGAGCGGGGCAGCUCCGGGGGGGAUGAGGGGCCCUGGGGGGCGGAGAGCGAUGGGGAGCCCUACCCCGAGCUCCCCGAGGCGGUGAGGGACGGCCGGGCUCUCUGCCAGCCCCGGGGCUGCGGCACGGACGGCGGAGACACCUCCGGGCUGUCGGACACCAGCCCCGGCCCUGGCACCCCGUCCCGCCAGCACCGGGACUGGGGCACGGCCGGGGACACCAUCGAGGGGCGCAGGCAGGAGCGGACCCCGAGACGGAGCCUCCCCGUGCACCUCUCCCCCAGCCCCGAGCGCUCGCGGUCCCUGAGCCCCCGGAGGCGGACGGGCACCGAGGGCACCCAGUACGGCCGAGGGCGCCUCAACCACCCCCUGCCCGACCUCUCCAAGGUGGAGGCGCGGGUGAAGUUCGACCAGAGCUACCGCCCACCCCGGGGCCGGGUGCUGCCCGCCCGCCCCCGCGGCCCCGGCGGCCCCAUCGGCUUCAAAUCCCCGGCCGAAAUCGUCCGGGAGGUGCUGCUGAGCAGCGGGGAGGGGGUGUCCCCGCAGCCCCCCAGCACGGCCGCGCUGCCGCAGGAGUUCAGCUCCCCCAGACAAGCCACGGCGCUGGUGCAGCAGCUCCAGGACGACUACCACAAGCUGCUGACCAAGUACGCCGAGGCUGAGAACACCAUCGACCAGCUGCGCCUGGGCGCCAGGGUGAACCUGUUCUCCGACCCGCCACUGCCCAGCCGCAGCCUCGCCGUGGGCACCGUGGGCACCGGCAGCCGAGUGAUGACCCUGAGCAUCCCGCAGGCACGGACAGCGGCUCUCGGCACGGCCCCGGCCUCGCCAGCCCCGGGACCGCCUGAGCGGGGAGGUUCGGCCCAGCCUCGGUGCCCUCCCCUGCCCGGGGGGGGCUGCCCCAGCUGCCCCGAGCCGUGCUGCUGCCCCGGGCCCCGGCUCACCCGGGCACUGGCGGGGCAGAGCCGCAGGCUGCAGGCACAGGUGGAAUCCUUCGAGAGCUGGAUGCGUGCAGGGACCCCCAAGCCCUCGGAACAGCUCCAGAGGAUGAGGAUGCUGAAGGACGCGCAGGAUGCGCUGGAGCGGGAAUACCUGCGGGGCCGGCAGCAGCUCCCGGAGGCUGCGGCGGGGUUUGAUCCUGACCGGUCGGUGGAAGGGGAGAUUUACCGCCUGGGGCUGCGCCUGGAGGGGCUGAAGGAGCGGCUGGAGCCGGGGGGCAGGCGGCAGCCCCUCCCUCAGCCCCUCCCUCAGCUCCUCCCGCAGCCCCCCUGCCCCCCAUCUCCACCGCCGGCCGCCCACUCCCCGUGCCCCGAGAGCCCUGCGUUGGUGGAGGGUGCUUGGGGGACAGCAGGGGACGGCGAGGGGGUGGCAGGGGGGCUGCCCUGGCCCCUCUGGCACAAGCAGCGCCAAGUGGAGGAGGAUUUCGGGGACCUGCUGGAGCAGUACAAGCACUUCAAGUCCCUGCCGGAGUCGCUGAGCCUGGAGCAGCUGAGCCUGGCCGAGAGCGGGUCCCAGGGAGAGGUGGAGGCACCCACGGCAGGGGACGGUGGCCACAGCAAUGUCCCCUGCAGGACACGGUCACUCGAGGAGGGGCCCAACCUCGAGACCUUGCCCGUGCACCUCCCGGAGAGGAGAGCUGCGACGCUUCCCCCCAGAGGAACCCCGGACCUGGGGGACACACGGGGCCACACCUCCCCUGCCACUGCUGAGGAGCCACCAGCCUCUGCCAAACCCCUCCCGGGGGUCCCUGGGCCACCACGGGUGUCCCUGUCCCUCCGCAGCAGUGGGACGGGCAGCGCCGCCGCCCAGCACGGGCCCCGCAAGGAGCAGCGCAUCGUGUCCCCGGAGACCGACAGCGGCUUCGUGGGCUCGGAGGCCAGCAGGGUGUCACCCCCCGCGCACAGCCCCGAGCAGCAUCCCCCGGGCCCAGGGACUCCGGGCUCGCUGGGAACUUCCAUCGCCAUCCCCAGCGCCCUGCGCCCCCCACGGAAGAGAGAGGAGACCCCGCUUCCCUCCGAGACAGCGCUGAUGGGCAUCUACUCCCCGGGGGGCUCAGGGGGGCCCCGGCUGCCCCCCAGCAGCCCCUCACAGAGCAGCUCCCCACCUCGCUGGCCCGAGAGCGCGGGCAGCGAUGGGGGGCCGGACCCCGAGGGUGACGGCAGUGAGUACACAGGACUUGGCGAGGGACAGAGAUCGGGGGGGGUCCUGGCUCUGCGGCUCCGGUUUAUGGGGCUCCUUGUGGUGUCCCCGGUGUGCUGGUGUCACCCUCCCUGGAGGGAGGUGUGUCCCAAUCUCUGCUCUCGGCUCACUCCCCUCCCGUUCCCCCGCAGCUCACACGGACUCGGAGGUGGGAGGCAGGAGCUGUGCCAGCGCCGGUGGCCACCCCGCCGCCAUGGCCAGGAGCCCAAGCAGCCCCCUGCCGUCCCCCGAGACGCCGUCCCCCACCCUCCUGUCCCCCGACCUGCCGUCCCUCGAGCGGCUCACUGCGACCUGCUGGGCUCCCGUCUGGAGCGCGACCAGGCCAUCCGGGCGCUGCAGGACGAGGUGUGGCGGCUGCGGCUGCGGCUGGAGGAGAGCCUGCGCCGCUCCCGCAGCUAUCCCGAGGGAAAAGCCGCUCCCCGUGUCACCCCGGCCCGGAGGCAGCCGGUGGCCAGCGGACCUUCGUCCCCACAGGGCGCUGCGCCCUCGGGGGACCCGAGGGUGGCCCCCGGGGUGACAGCCCCGCGGAGAGGGAGGUCGGCAUCGCUGCCACGGGACAGGCCGGAGCUGGACCUCGGUCUGGAGCUCGGCCCCAGCGCAUCCCACCCCGCUUCCCUGUCCUCCGCCGCAGCCUCCGAGUCCGAGCCCUCCCCCGCCGGGCCCCGGGCACCCCCCGCCCUGCGGAAGCGCCUUGGGAAGCCCCCGGGGGCGGUGACAUUUCGGGGACAAUACACAGGGACAUGGUACCAGGCGGGGACACCGCGUGCCACCCCGGCACCCCGAGAAGAGCCGGGCACCUCGGGGUGUCCCCGAUGUCACAAGGGCAGGAUGGCAUCAGCUGGAUUUGGGGGAGGUGAUGCCCCCCGGCAGCCCCAGCACAGCACCCCGAGGAGAACAUCCUGCCCCACCUGCCGGGCACCCAUGGGCCCCUCCGCGGCAGGCAGCGGGGACACGGCCACACACGCAGAGCGUGGCCCUGCUGGCUCCUGCCCCCCAGGCCCCCGGGCUGCAGCCGAGAAGCCGGAGCAACCCGGAAUUUGGUACUUGGCAGCCAACCCUGCUGCCACCGCUGCCACCGUCUGCCUGGCACCCGUCCCCCUCGUGCCUUACGUGCCCUCCGUGCUCUACUGCUCCCCGGCAGUUCCUACCUCAGCCCCCGCCCUGGCCGGGGUCCCCCUGGGUGCCGCUGCGGGGCCGCGGCGGGCAGAGCGUCCCCGCCGGCCCCAGGGCCACCGCCGCUGCCUCAGCCUGGAGCUGGAGGAGCUGGAGGAGCUGAACUGGUCGCUGAGGAGGGCUGUGGAGGCUGCCCAGAGCGUCAGGCUGACCACCACCCGCAUGAGCCGGGCGCUGGCCGCGGAGCUGGGCAGGGAGCGGGGCCUGCGCGGCUCCUGCCUCUUCUGAGGGAGCCGCCGGCACCUCCGAGCCCUCCGAGCCCCCAGGAGCAGGAGGAUGGGCCCCGGGGAGCAGGAGGAUGGAUCCCGCAGGAGGAUGGAUGGGUCCUGCAGGAGGAUGGGCCCCAAGGAGCAGGAGGAUGGAUCCCGCAGGAGGAUGGAUCCCACAGGAGGAUGGAUCCCACAGGAGGAUGGAUGGAUCCCACAGGAGGAUGGAUGGGCCCCGCAGGAGGAUGGGCCCCCUCAGCGUCCCUGCGCUGGCUGCUCCCUGCCAAAUCUGGCUGGAGGUGUCUCCUGCCCUGGCUCCCACUCUCUUCCCGCUGUCCCCGCAGUUCCUGCACGGCUUGUCCGUCUGCCUGUCCAUUCUCAGGACCCCCCCCAAGCUGCAGGAGGGGGGAAGGUGAGGGCAGAAGUCUCCAGCAUUCCGCAGCACCGUCCCCUGGACCAAUGGCGUGGGGCUGUGUCCCCGCCCGGGGCAGCGGCCACCCCACCCCGAGCACUUCUGGGGAUGCUCCGACCUGGUGUGGGUCCAGCCCCCUUGGCAGCUGUGUUUACCUCUGUGCCCGUGUGGGCAGAUACCCGGGGUUCCCUGGGGUUCCCUGGGAUUCCCUAUUCAACGCCCUUCCCAGCCUUUAGGCUGUGCCCUCUACCCUUGGACUUGAACCCAGCAGGAUCCUCCCUGAGGAAACUUUGCUUUUUUUGGCAGUUUUUAUGUGAAUUUUUUUUUUUUUUUUAACUAGUAAGCAGCUAAAUCACUCUUGUGAGUGUUGACUGAUGAUCUACAACGUGCGUGUGUGAUAUAUGUGUAUCUAUAAAUGGAUAUAUCUAGAUAUAGGCAUAUCUAUAUUUAGUUUUAUGUCUAUAUCUGGAGAGACAGACAGAAAUAGAUCUGUGUAUGUAACAGAUCUGUAUCUGAUUCUGCAGAUAUAUCUUUUUGCAGAUACAUAUAUAUAUAAAUAUUUUGGUUUGCAUUUCCAGCACAACCCUUCGGGCAUUUGUGGGGUUUUUUUCUGGUCAUCCCUGGAUGUGGCCACCCACAGCAUCAUCCAGGCAGAAAACAAAAUGAAGGAUUUGAGGUGUUCCCCCUGGGAUCCUCAAGGAAUCUGGGCUGGUAAAGACCAAAGCAGGUGUGGGGUCUGUGGAGCCCCUGUUCCUCCCAGCUGGGUUUUGAAGGAGUUAAUGCCUAUUUUUUUAGGGAAAAAGGAUGUGGUUGGGGCAGCUUUUCCUGGGAUAGGUCCAGCCAACUCCCCUGCUCCACCCCCAGCACCUCAGCCUGUGUUUAUCUGUAGGACCUACCUGAAGUGCCAGUGUCAAAUGUAUUUAUUUUUGCUUUUAUUUGUUGUAAAAAUGCCCACGUUUGCAGGGGGGGAUCGGUGAGUGCCUCAGAUCUGGAGCCUUCCCAGCUCCCCCUGAGCCUGAUCCUGACAUGAGCCCGGAGGGGUUGGGAAUGGGACUGUCCCCUCCUCCUUUUUUGGGGGUGAGAGGGCUGGGUUGGGAGGAUUUUAAAGAGGUUUGGGGGAUUUAAAAGAGGAUUUUUUGAGUCUCUGAUUGCCUCUGCUCAUGCCCAUGCCCCAAGCUGGAAGCUGUGACCCCCUCAGCCCAGCCAGGGCGCGAUGGCAGCGUGUGGAACCUGUGGUUAAUUAUCCCAAAUGCAGUAGCCAGGACCAAACGAUGUUUUUCUCUCCUUAUCCCCUAUUUUUUAACGCCCAGCAGAGCCACUGGGGUGGUAUUUUGUACGAAGAAAUCACCUAUUUUUGAAGGAAAUAAAUGCAG